AUGGCAGUCCUGCUUCGCACACAUGAAAUACAAAUUAUUAUUGUCAAUCUGUAUAUGCCUAUUUCACGUCUCAGAAUACAUAGUAAGUCCCACUGGGGUGACUUGGAAAGAUACCUCAUGCAGCUGAUGAUGGACUAUCCGAGGGCAGCAAUAAUGAUAGGGGGCGACUGUAAUGCCAGAAUCAAUGCGCUUGAAGACUCAGAUAUUGGGGAUAUGCCCCACUUGACACCAGAAGAUUCACCUCUUGCAUCAACGCGUAUCCUGCUAGACCAGGUCAGUAACUUUACUGGCAGGCUGCUGAUACAGCUGGCUAACAAACUAGAUCUCCAUAUUCUUAAUGGAGCUGUCAAUGGAGACUGCCCUGGCCAAUUUACCUUUUUUCUCAGUACAAAACGCUCGAUAAUAGAUUAUGUCAUGGUAUCUAGAGGGCUGAUAGACAAAAUAAUAGAGCUGAAGGUUACCCCAAGACCAGAGAGUGACCAUUUCCCUCUGAGGGUCACUUGCCGGCUAACCAAUGAGGGGGUCAUAGAACCCUCACUCAACCGCAGGGAUGACCCAGAGACGAAACCCUCUGUUUUGGCCCAGAGAAUUAAGUGGUCCCCAGAGUUGGAGGCUAGACUCACGAGCUGGUGUUAUUCAGAAGUGGGGAUGGAGGAGCACAAAAAAAUAACCCUAGUUUGCAUUAAACGGUGUGAAGAACCUGCCCCCGAAGGGGCGUUGGUGUCUCAGACUGAAGCGAUUGUCAAUUACGAAGCCUUGAUUUCCCUACUUAUCCCUUUUCUGGUCAGAGGCACUCAAGCCAGGGUCAGGGCCACCUCACACAUAUCUUAUAACAAACCCUGGUUUGACCAGGACUGUAAAAAGGCGAAAAAAGUACUGUUACAACUCUCGGCUGACCGCAAAAUAAAUAAUACCUUAUCUCUAGACACGAAAUUCAAACAAUAUAAGGGAAGUUACAAGUCUCUGAUUAAAGCCAAAAAGGAGGCCCUGAAAGAAAGACAAUGGUCAGAACUUAUAAUGGCCCUUAAUAAAAAGGAUGAAGCCAGUUUUUGGCGCUUAGUAUCCGGGGUUAAUUCGUUCCCCAGACAAAUUCCAGUGCCAGAGGAAAGAUGGUUCCAAGAUGACAUUCUGGAGAUCUGCCUGAAAAUUCUGGACACAAGUACAAACUUCCAGCGUGAUCCUGGAAUGGACUGUUCCUGUCGUAAUGAUCCUGUAUACAUCAGCAGGGUGUUGAAUAACAUGAUCUGUUGUCAUAAGAAGAAAAGCAUCCUGAAAGUUCCACCUAGUAACAACUAUCUGCAUGGACUCAGUCCUUUCAUGUGGAAUGGAAGUGUUCCCAUUCUUCGGCAGUGGUAUCACACUAAAUGCAAGCCUGUCAAAUAUGGACACUGUGGGACCUUUGCUUCUGUGAUGUGUACAGUUAUGAGAUGUCUGGGAAUCCCAAGCCGAGUUGUCACAGGCUUCUAUUGCCCUCUGAACGCUGUUGACACUCUUAUUGUCCAGGAGGUUUUUGACUAUACAGGCAAAACCUUAAGUGGCAAAGAAAAUAUUUGGAGUCAUCAUUGUUGGAACGAAUCUUGGAUGGUCCGGAAAGACAUAAAUCAAUCUGGUGGUGACUGGCAAUAUCUGGAUCCAAGCCUUGUAGAGACCAGUAAAGGAUCAGUGUGCAGUGGUCCUAUUUGUGUCAACAGCAUCAGAGAUGGAGAUGUGGAUACCGACCCUGAUGGUUCUCAUGUAUUUUGUCUGCUAAAUGCAAGGAGUACAGCCUGGGUUUCUCAAGGCAAAGGCAAAAAGACAAAGCUUCACUGUGACAGCUGGCCUUGUGGCCAGUGUAUCAGCACCAAAAGUGUUGGUAGUGACCUACGUGAGGAUGUCACUUAUGCUUACAAGCAUGAAUUAGGUUCUGCACAGGAGAAAAAAGCCCUUUAUAAAGCCUGUAGAAAGAUCAGUUCUCAGUACCUGAAUGCUCCUAAUUCUGAGAUAGAUAAAGAUAUAACAUCUCACAGAAACAGAGGACUGAAUGAUACUGGGAUGGCAAUGAAAUUUAAAGUGGCAAAUUGUCCUCUAUAUGGUGAAGAUGUUCAGAUUAACUGGGUGCUUGAAAACUUGAGUAAUGAGACCAAAGAGAAGAAGUUCAACCUUUGUGCUCAGGGAAUGAUGUACAAUGGAUGUUCAUUGGAUCAUCUCUGGAAGGAUAAUAUGCAUAUCACACUUGACCCAAAAGAAGUAAAGACUAUCUUGAUAAAGAUACCAUAUGAUAAUUAUGGAUCUCAACUUUGUGAUCAUAAUAUUAUGAGAGUGGUAGCUGUCUCAAUGCCAGAGUGUAAAGGGGAUGUCAUGAUGGUGGAGAGGGAUAUCUUGAUUGACAGUUUACCCAUUGGGAUAAAGAUUUUAGACCAACCCAGAUUGAAUGCCUUAUGCUCUGCAGAAGUCACCUUCUCUAAUCCCCUCAAUGAGGACCUCAAGAACUGUGUGCUGAACCUGGAAGGCUAUGGACUGAUUGGUGAACCAACAGCUACUGAAUUGGGAACACUGGCCGCACAUCACAUGGCACAAACUUGCGUGGAGUUUACUCCCUACAGGCUUGGCAGACAUCAGUUCAUUGCCAGUAUCAGCUGCAACAAGUUUUGUAACUGCAAAGGCUAUACCAGUGUAGAUAUGGGGAAACCACCAACAACUUCUGGUGAAGGAGGUGCAUAAGCAAUAUAAACAAAAGGGAUUCAAAGAGAAAUGCAUUUAAUAUAUAAAUAAUAAUGAAAUUAUUUUCCAUUUAUAUUAUAAGAAGUUGGAUACAAUCUGGUUUGGGGAAUUUACAUGUUUGUAUGUGUGUAUUUGUAU
Messenger RNA from Hemicordylus capensis (graceful crag lizard), 2838 nucleotides. RefSeq names its product protein-glutamine gamma-glutamyltransferase 5-like. Gene Ontology annotation, biological process: peptide cross-linking. Bases 1 to 2700 code for a protein of 899 amino acids. NCBI's taxonomy places the organism in Eukaryota, Metazoa, Chordata, Lepidosauria, Squamata, Cordylidae. Gene Ontology annotation, molecular function: protein-glutamine gamma-glutamyltransferase activity. The record is from RefSeq and is a predicted model, not a curated record. The transcript is spliced from 10 exons.